This is a messenger RNA of Colletes gigas, 2569 nucleotides long. Its product is annotated as glucose dehydrogenase [FAD, quinone]-like. Bases 11 to 1966 code for a protein of 651 amino acids. Lineage: Eukaryota; Metazoa; Arthropoda; Insecta; Hymenoptera; Colletidae. The record is from RefSeq and is a predicted model, not a curated record. Gene Ontology annotation, molecular function: flavin adenine dinucleotide binding; oxidoreductase activity, acting on CH-OH group of donors. The transcript is spliced from 2 exons.
AUCGCUCGAAAUGAAUCUGAGAGGUGGUCUCGUCCUCGCCAUCUCGCGGCUCGUUUUCUUUCUGGCGGUAGUGAUUUUUCACGAUCAGUCGCGCGUAAACGCCCAACGAAGACAAUACGUGAACCUCUAUGGCACCGAGGACUUCAACUCCACCGCGAUGGAGAACGUGCUUGGCACAGGGAUGGGACUGAUAAAUUUCUUGUACAACAACCAAAUGUUGCAACAGAACGCCCAACCGGAUGUGACGCCAGCGUCCAAUUCCCAGUACGAUUUCAUCGUGGUGGGCGCUGGGACUGCUGGCGCGACGAUUGCGGCCAGACUCAGCGAGAUCGGGGAUGCAAAAGUGCUGUUGAUCGAGGCUGGUCCCGAGGAAACUCUGAUCAUGGACAUUCCUAUACUCGCGUCCUUCAUGCAACCGGUGGACGAGAUAAACUGGAAGUACGAAACGGAACCGUCCGACACGUAUUGCACGGGGAUGAAAGAGCACAGAUGCAAAUGGCCCAGAGGCAAAGUGAUGGGUGGUAGCAGCGUUUUGAACUACAUGAUAGCCACCAGAGGCAACCCGGUGGACUACGAUCGAUGGGCCCAGAUGGGCAACCCCGGAUGGGCUUUCAAGGACGUUCUGAAGUACUUCAAGAAGAUGGAGAACAUGCAGAUACCAGAGUUUAGGAACGAUCGAGAGUACCAUAGCACCGAGGGACCAGUGUCCAUAGACAACGCGCCUUUCCACACACCAUUGUUAACGGCGUUCUUGGAAGGCGGUCAGGAAUUGGGGUAUCCGUUAUUGGACUACAACGGACGGAAACAGAUCGGUUUCGCGCAGAUACAAUCGACCAUGUACCGGGGAUACCGAAUGAGCAGCAACAGAGCGUAUCUGGUAGGGAAGAGGCGGCCGAACCUUCACGUGACAAAGAUGAGCAUGGUGCACAAAAUUUUGAUAGACAGGGAGUCGAAACGAGCGGUGGGUGUUCAGUUCGUGAAAAACAAUCGUCGUAUCUCGGUGUACGCGACGAAAGAGGUGAUAAUGUGCGCUGGGGCUAUCGGGACUCCUCAAUUGUUGAUGCUUUCCGGUAUAGGGCCCGCUGAACACUUGAAGGAAAUGGGAAUCGAGGUGGUGCAAGACUUGAGAGUAGGUGACAAUCUUAUGGACCAUAUUGUGUACGGUGGUUUGACGUUCACGAUCAACCAACCGGUCAGCUUGUCGAUGCUGACUUUGACGGACAUUUCGAAGCCUUAUUUUAGGGACUUCUUGCAAUCGAGCAGCGGCCCGGCCACGAUCAGUGGCGGUUGCGAGGGCAUCGCGUUCGUGGACGUGGACGAUCCAACGAACCGCGACGGGCUUCCAAACAUCGAACUGCUGAGUCUGGUCAGUUCGAUUUACACGUACAAAGUCGCCAUGGACAAUUUCGGUUUCAACGACGAGAUCGUGCAGAAGUUCUCGUCGUUCCAACACACCCCAUCGUGGGGAGUGUUCCCGUUGUUGCUGAGACCGAACAGCCGCGGCUGGAUAAGGCUCAAGUCCAAGAACGCGGACGUCAAGCCGAUGAUCGUGGCUAAUUAUUUGGACGACCCGGAAGACAGACGGGUUUUGGUGAAAGGGAUCAGACUAGCCUUGCAGGUCGGUCGAACGAAAGCCAUGCAGCAAUUCGGCGUGACUUUUUACAACAAAACUACGUCCGAGUGCGAGAAGUACCCCUUUGAUUCGGACGAUUAUUGGGUGUGCAACGCCAGGUCACAGACGCUUACUAUUUAUCACUAUAGCGGUACUUGCAAAAUGGGCCCACCGGAAGAUCCCACUGCUGUCGUCGAUCCGACUCUAAAGGUGUACGGAGUCAAGGGAUUGAGAGUGGCCGAUGCUUCCAUAAUGCCGGAAAUUCCAUUGGGGCACACGAAUAUUCCUGCAUACAUGGUCGCUGAAAAAGCGGCGGACAUGAUUAAAGAAGAUUGGGGAUAUCUGAAUAGUUAAUUAUCAGACUUGAACUAGAAAAUAUAAAAGUGAAAUGCUAAAAAAUACUCAUUUAUAAUAAAUAUGAUAUACAACGAUAAUUGAGAAAUCAUUAACACCGUGUGAUACUGCAUCUUGAAAAAUGCAAUAAUCAAGAGCGAUACGAGCAAAAUAUAUAUCAUUUUAUGAAAUAUUUAAAGAGAAUAAAAUCUAGUUAAACAUGUGACAAAACAAAACGGCUAAAAAGUGCUUAAAAGAAUUUACAUUACUCAUAUGAAUUUCAAAGAUGGUAAAUGUCAACAUUUGAACUUAAUAUUUUUUUAUUUAUAAAAAGCGCUAUAUAAAUUUUACGAUUGAAAAACAUGGAGUGUCGUAACUAUUAGUCCAUAAGUCAACCUUGAAUAUCUGCGCCGACCGUAAAGUGUUCGAUUGAAUAAUAAUUAUGUCCGAUAAUUAACAAAUUUCCACUCUCGUUUCUCGAGAAAACAUUUAGCAGAAUUGAUGUUAUCGAUUAGAUGUUAGUCUACUAAUUACAGUAAGUACGUUUUAACGCAAAUACGCUAGACUAAUUUAUUCAGAUAUGUGGUAUAUUUACAUUACAGACUGUAAAGAGAUCGUACAAUG